GGUCACUUCCUUCCUUUACCUCCAUCUGGACAAAUGCAGCAGCAGCAUAAAGGAAAGCCUGUUAAAUUAUUGAGAAUAGGAAAAGAAAGUGAGAUAAAGAGCACGCUGAUGGACUCCCUGCAACUGACAACAAUUUGAACAAGCAGUUUUCACACAAGCCAUGACUUUGUCUGUACAGAGGAAAUAAAACCGACUUGGAAUGAAGGUUGACCAACACCGUUACAGUUAGACAUGUGUUACUAUCUCCUCAGAACAAUCAGCUGUCUCUGCCUUCUUCAUACUAGUCUCCAUGCUGAAGAAUGCAGCCAGGGUGUACUGGCAGAACGUGAGACAUUGUAUGUACCAGCAGGGGGCAGUCUGUCUUUGUCCUGUGUGGUCCAGCACUGUGGAGGCGCCUGGACGGGAAACUGGAUGCGGACAAAUUCAACAAAUGAAAAGCUAAGUGUGAGGCACCAUCUGACCAAUGUGACGCUCUCAGCCAAUAAAACUCAACUCAUUUUGAAUUUCCUGAGUGUCAAACAAUCAGACGAAGGUUCUUAUGGAUGCAGUGUAAAAUGGGGCCAAGGUGAUACUGAUCAGGGACAUUUCAAGUAUGUGAACGUCACUGCAGCUGUCCCCUUCCAGAGGAGUGUAUUACACAGGGUUUUGGUCUGUGCCGGUGCUUCUCUUUGUCUUCCCAUCAUUCUGGGAUUGGCUCACUGUCUAAGUUCAAAAGUCAAGCCUCAGCCACUUCCAAGGACGCUGUCCAUUGCUGCAGCUGUAUACAGAGACCAACCACACCCAGCUCCACAGCCUCCACCUCGAUGCCCCAUACCCCAGAAACGUAGCACUUCCUUUCACAAAGCUGUCCCCAAGUCUAGGCAGAAGAUUGAGGUGGUGUAUGCAGACAUUUCCCAGGAUGCACUGAGACAACAGGGAGCCACCAGGGAGCCUGACCAGUCCACUGUGUACUCAUCCGUCAGAUUUUCCUGACUGCUGUCAAAGCAGGUGAACAAUUGUCUGCUGAGGAUUAAUUGCGUUAUUUUUGUGGGACUGUGGUUGACCCUUGACGUCUCCACGACAUCCUGAUGAAUAUUUCACUAUUACGUCAUUCUUAAAUUCAAGACUUUACCUGUGUUUUGGAAAAUCAUCACAGCAGAGGAAAAAAUAAGCUACAAAUUAAUGAAUUAAUAUUUGUCUCUCUAUGUCUAAGGGCUGUCCUGAUUACACUCUGAUGUGGAAGUAUAGUGUGCAAAAAAAUCCUUCAUGUGCAGGUAGCAUAAAAGACAGCAAGUGUUGUGGCCGGUUAGCUCAGUUGGUAGAGUGGGCGCACAUGUGCAGAGGUUUAUUCCUCCACGCAGAAGGUCCAGGUCCUGUGACGGUUUUCCUGCAAUUCUUCCCCCCCUCUCUCUCCCCUUUCAUAUCUCAGUUUUCCUCUCUAAUAAAGGCAGAAAUGCAGUCUGAAAAGCAGAUAAUGAGGAGAUAUUGCAGCAUUCAUCAACCAGCUGAAUUGUUAAUCAGUGUUUUAAGCCCCCAACGUCUCCUUCCAGGCAGCGCUGCAUGGAAGGCACUAAAAUUAGGCAAUGGUUAUGGUUAGGGUUAAAGUUAGGUGCCCUGAAGUCAACGGUCGCAGCACUGCUCCAGCCUUGAAGUCGAUUAGGCAAUGGUUAUGGUUAUGGUUAGGGUUAAGAUUAGGGUUAGGUGCCUUGAAGUCAAUGGUCGCAUGGCUGCCUGGAAGGAGACGUUGGGGCCUUGAAACACCAUCGAGCAGCUUAACCACAAUGAGGUGCUGCAGAGAGCAAAGACUCAGCUAUGUGGCAUCAUAUCAUUAAUAUCACCACUUUUAAUUAUCUUGAAAUGUGACUGCGGACAAGAAAAACAUAAUGUUUUUAAAAUGUGAAACAACCUUUGUCUAUAAUAUCUAUAUAUAUAAUAUCUAAGUGUUCCGUGUACAUAAAAUAUUAAAGUAUGAACAAAAAUACCCAUGAACUGUGCUGUAAGCUUGUCGUGUGAGAUUAAAAAAAUGAGAUACCACAUAAAUGACACAAAAU
Perca fluviatilis (European perch) is the source of this 2030-nucleotide messenger RNA. RefSeq lists its product as uncharacterized. The coding region runs from base 232 to 972 and encodes 246 amino acids. The transcript has 5 exons. NCBI's taxonomy places the organism in Eukaryota, Metazoa, Chordata, Actinopteri, Perciformes, Percidae. The record is from RefSeq and is a predicted model, not a curated record.